AUUUCGUUUUUCAGUUUGAUUUAUAUUUUGUACAGCUGUGAGUAUUGUUAUUACUUGUAGAUUCAAGAAAAUAUCAUGAACAUCUUGCCGUCUUUAAUUCGACCACCGAUUUUAAGUGCUUUCCGGCAUACUGAACAUUCGGUGGUACUUCGAAAAAUUUACACAGCCCAACAACUCUCGGUGGAUAAAUAUUUAAAAGAUCGACAACAUAUAAGAAUGUCACUGCAGGACGAUUCGAUAAAAUUGAAAAAGGCUAAGUUGAAGAAUAUAAUUAAAAUGCCGGCGAUUCCAUCGAGCCAAAUUGUCAAUCAAUUAACCGAAUUUAUGCAUUUGAUUGAUGAUACCGAUGAUGAUUUUCGGUUGCUGGAACAAGCAUUGAAUAAACUCAAAAGUGCUCAAACGGAAAAUCUACGGAAAUAUGCAAUUGGACGAAUUGUCAUGAAAACGCUUUAUCACUUUAAAAAAGAUCAGCUGGCGAUAAAGUUUUACAAUGAUGCGAAUUUUCGUGAUAAAUUCUUUGGAAGUAAACAAACACAUUUAAUAUUUUUUGACCUACUAUACAAGCAUAGCGAAUACACAGAAUUAUUAAAACAUUUUGAAGAAUUGAGAAAGCAACUAGAUUCGAAACAGCAGAUAAUCACACGAAGUAUAUAUGUGUUAAUAUUUGCUGUUUGUUACCAGCAGAACACCGAAGAGUCUUUUAAAUAUGCACAAUCAUUGAAUGAACAAUAUGAUAAGAAAAUAACGCAAGCCCAUUGUAUAUUUUUGUCAGCAUUGGCCUUAAAUCAAAAUGCUCCACAUUUGACAAAUCAAUUUCUGUCGACACUCUGGCCAUCGGCGCACGAGGCAAUCAUUAGCUUACGUUUGCUUGCAUUUUUAAAAAUGCAUAAAUUUGUGGAUGUAUUGCAAUUUCUACGGUCUAUAUUACUGAUUUAUGACAAUAAUAAAACACCAAAAACUGAUGUGAUUUCAAAUGAAGCGAUUGAAAUGGCUGGACAAGUCUUUGACGAAUCUUGCCAAGACGAGAGACUCCGAAAUGAUUUUCAACAGAUGCGAGAUAAUUUACAAACACAUGGCUAUUGUGUUGAAAAAACUAUAAACAAGAUGAUUUUUGAACCAUUCCGUGAGGCAAAGAUGACCACCUUGAAUUAUGAACGUCUUUCAAUUCAAAGCGAAUUCAAUCAGUUCUUUUGAUGUCAACAAUUGAUGCAAUACAUUUUGUACAAAGUAGUUUUUAGGAUGACACCAAUUUUACGAAGUGUUCGACUUCAAUUGGGAGCCAGACUCGAUGUUUGUAUAAAACCGAUAAUGAAAACGAGGUCCGCGAUUUUUUAUCUAUCUUGAAUUUUUUAACUCGGCUUUGAUCGGUCAUGACCAUUGACCACGGUCAGUUAAAAUGUUUCAGUUAACAUGAUACAACGACAUAAAGAUGUAUUAAUGAAAUGUUUUCAAAUCCAAAAAAUUCGAUCGAUAUCUGCUGUAUUUUUUUCGAGCAAAAAAAAAAACUAAUUAAAAAUC
Messenger RNA from Contarinia nasturtii (swede midge), 1518 nucleotides. Its product is annotated as pentatricopeptide repeat-containing protein 2, mitochondrial-like. Gene Ontology annotation, biological process: multicellular organism development; mitochondrion organization; regulation of mRNA processing. Gene Ontology annotation, molecular function: RNA binding. The transcript has 4 exons. The record is from RefSeq and is a predicted model, not a curated record. Lineage: Eukaryota; Metazoa; Arthropoda; Insecta; Diptera; Cecidomyiidae. Gene Ontology annotation, cellular component: mitochondrion. The coding region runs from base 76 to 1194 and encodes 372 amino acids.